Messenger RNA from Salvia miltiorrhiza (redroot sage), 4252 nucleotides. Its product is annotated as pentatricopeptide repeat-containing protein At5g57250, mitochondrial. The record is from RefSeq and is a predicted model, not a curated record. Gene Ontology annotation, molecular function: protein binding. The transcript is spliced from 9 exons. Bases 221 to 3382 code for a protein of 1053 amino acids. NCBI's taxonomy places the organism in Eukaryota, Viridiplantae, Streptophyta, Magnoliopsida, Lamiales, Lamiaceae.
AGCUUCGCACAUUCCUCCUCUUUUUUGUUAUUUUCAUUUUUCUUCCAGCUACCAUCGCCAUUCGCCACACCACCGCCUUCGCUGCUGAUGACUGCCGCCGCCCUCGCAUUACCAAAUACUAAGUUCUGUGGAAUGGAGGAGUCAUCGUGGCUGCUGAACAAGAUAAUGCUUCAUGCAGUGUGCAAGUAUGUUCUAAUUUACGCAUAGAAAUCAUUCCAAAAUGCUUCCGCUCUCUACACUGCUAAAAAGCGGUUUCACUCCCACACCGAAACAUUUCAGCAGUUUCUUUAUCUUUCUCUCCCGGAAUCGAAGAUUCCAAUCCAUCAUUCACCUUUUCUCCCAACUCAGUCGCAAUAAUAUUGAAGCUGAUGUCCAAACCCGCACAAUUUUUACCGAAGCUCUACUGAAACAACACAAAUAUGAAGAAGUAGCUGAUAUCUUGAAAAACCUCACCGGGAAAUCCAAUUUUCUGCAUAAAAACCGAAUAUUCAAUUCUUUGAUUCAGGGCAUUUGCAGUUAUAAUCGAGAUCCUGAGAGGGGGCUGUCUUUGUUCAAGGAUUUCAUGAAAAGGGAGGCAGUUGUUCCAUCUUCUCACACUUUCUGUUCGUUGAUUAGCUGUUUUAGCAGAAUGGGGAAAAUGGAUAGGGUGAUUGAUUUGUUGGAAUUUAUGUCUGAUGAUAAAUUCAAGUACCCUUUUGAUAAUUAUGUUUGUACUUCUGUUAUGCUUGGUUUUGUAAAGACUGGGGAGCCUGAACUCGCAGUUGGGUUUUAUGAGACUGCUCUGAAGUCAGGUUCUUUGACUCCUAAUGUCGUUACUUGUACAACAGUUUUGAGUGCUUAUUGUCAAUUAAGAGAUGUUGAUAAUGUUUCACAUUUGGUUACUUGGAUGGAAAGUAAUAAGUUGGCCUUGGAUGUUGUGUUUUAUACUACUUGGAUGUAUGGAUGUUUAAUGGAAGGAUUGAUUUAUGAGGCAUUUCAAAAGUAUAGAGCAAUGGUGAAUACAAAAGUUGAGUUGGAUACUAUUGCUUACACUAUACUCAUAGAUGGAUUUUCGAAAAAUGGAUAUGUGGAAAAGGCUGUAGGAUUUCUGUGCAAGAUGAGAAAGGACGGACUUGCACCAAGUUUAGUUACCUACACUGUGAUUAUUUUGGGGUUCUGCAAAAAAGGGAAAUUAGAUGAGGCAUUUGCAGUUUUUAGCAUGCUUGACAGGUUGGGGAUUGAAUCUGAUGAGUUUACAUAUGCUAUUUUGAUUGAUGGAGUUUGUAAAAAGGGUGAUUUCGAUCUUGUAUAUCGCCUGCUUGAUGAAAUGGAGAAGAAAGGUAUAAGUCCUGGUAUUGUCACAUACAAUACUGUCAUCAAUGGAUUAUGCAAAGUUGGGAGGACAUCUGAGGCAGCUGAUUUUUCAAAGGGCAUAGUUGGAGAUCUCAUCACAUAUAGUACACUGUUAAAGGGUUAUGUUGAAGAACAAAAUUUCUCUGGGAUUUUAGAAACUAAAAGGAGACUGGAAGCGGAAGGCAUUCAGAUGGAUCUGAUCAUGUGUAACAUACUAAUAAAAGCCCUGCUUAUGGUCGGCUUGUUUGAGGAUGCACUUGCAAUUUAUAAGGGACUACCACAAAUGGACUUGUCGCCGAACUCUGUUUCGUAUUGUACUCUGAUUGAUGGAUAUUGUAAAGUAGGUAGGAUCAAUGAGGCACUUGAAAUAUUUGAUGAUUUCCGCAGGACCUCAAGUCCUUCAGCUGCUUCUUACAAGCGUAUUAUUUUAGGGCUCUGUGAUGAGGGUAUGGUUGACAUGGCCAUUGAUGUGUUUAUUGAAUACAUGUGGAGAGACAUGACUUUGGAUAGAACAGUGCAUAUGAUGUUGAUUGAAGCAACAUUGAACAGAAAAGGUGCAGACGGUAUUUCAGAAAUGAUCUGCAGAAUGGACGACAGAGGGCUUCGAGAAUUACAUAUUGUCUGUAAUGAUGCCAUUUCUUUCCUCUGCAAAAUGGGUUACCCUGAGGCAUCAUACAGUACACUAGUGGCAUUGAGAAGUAAACAAUUAGCAUUGGAAAAUAUGGGUUAUUAUUCAAUAAUAAGAGCACUUUUGUUUAAAGGUAAUAUAUUAUGGGCUCAGCUUAUUCUGACUUGCUUUAUUAAGAUAUAUGGCAUGUCUGAUCUUAAUGUUUGUAAGAUUAUAGUAAAUUACCUGUGUUUGAAUAAUGUGAAAAAAUCCCUACUAUUUCUCUCACGAAUGAAUGAGAAAAAGUGGAGUGUGACUAUUCCUAUUUCCACUUUUAUGACACUUACAAAAGAUGGAAAAAUUGUGGAUGCAUAUGAGCUCAUGAUGGGAGCAGAAAGUAACCUUCCUCAUAUGGAUGUUAUCAAUUACUCCAUUAUGAUUGAUGCCCUCUGUAAAGCAAAGCACAUCAACAAAGCAUUAGAUCUUUGCAUUUUAGCUAAGAAGAAGGGAUUAGCUAUCAACAUAGUCAUCUAUAAUUCUGUCAUAAAUGGGCUCUGCAGCCAAGGUUGUCUGCUUGAAGCUUUUAGAUUGUUUGAUUCACUUGAGAAAAUAGAUAUUCUUCCUACAGAGGUUACAUAUGGUACACUUAUUAACGCUUUAGUUAAAGAAGGACUUCUACAGGAUGCCAGGGUUCUCUUUGAGAGGAUGUUUCUCAAGGACCUUAAGCCGAAUACUCAUAUUUAUAACUCAUUGAUUGAUGGUUAUUGCAAGGCAAGUUUACUUGAGGAAGCUACAGAGAUUUUCCAGGAUUUGGAGUUACGAAAUGUUAAGCCAGAUGGAUUUACAGUUGGUGCACUGAUCAAUGGUUACUGCCAUAAAGGUGACAUGGAAGGAGCUCUUAAAUUUUUCUUUGAGUUAAAAGCUAUGGGUUUGUUACCAGAUUUCCUGGGAUUCAUGUAUCUCCUUCGGGGUUUGUGCGCCAAAGGAAGGAUGGAAGAGUCUCGGAGCAUUUUGAGAGAAAUGCUUCAGACCCAGUUAAUCAUUGAUCUCUUACGAAGGAUUGAUACUGGAGUUGAGUCUGACUCAGUGGAUAAUCUACUUGUCUUUCUCUGUGAGCAAGGACGUAUUCAUGAUGCUCUUGCCUUACUUGAAGAAGUUGGGUCCCUGCUUUUCUCUGCAAGGAGUAUUUCUUCUUCGCAUGUAUUGGAUCAACAUGAACUGAAAGCAGACACUGAAGUAGCUCCUUCAAGCUAUGCUGGAUCUGAUUUUCUUUCCCUGUCAUCUGAUGACAGAAAAGUGGAAGACCUGCUAAAUUCCAUUGAACCUGGAAAAACGCAUCACUUGAAAGAUUUUAAUUCUUUCUAUUCUCUUAUUAAUUCACUGUGUUUGAAGGGGGAGCUGGCUAAAGCAAAUAAGUUGACUAAGUUGCUUAUAAAAUCAUGAGUUGUUUGCUGCACAAAAUGUGCAUCUCCUGUCUAGAUAGUAUAUGGGUUUCUCUUUUGUCACAGGAAUGAGAUCUGUGCGAGUAGCAUCUGCAGAUUCUUCACCACUUAUGAUAGAUUACCAAAAUUGAUCCAAUGCUAAGGUACCAUCUGACUACCCAAAGGUUCAACUCUACCUCAGAGCAGGAGUUUGUACACCCCUUCACCAAUAUCAUGCUGUGGCUGUGGUUUUUGCGUUACAAUAAAGUGAUUCAUGUAAACUCACCAAAUGUCUUGAUGGAAUACUGGAAGAAGAUCUUGUAGUGUUCAAUCCUCAUGUUAAAUUUAUGCUUAUGCAUAUCGAUUACUGCCGCCACUCAUCGUUCCAUCGCUCACCAAACUGAAACGAAAACUCGGCCGCCAUUUCCCGAUUGCCCAUCAAACUCUGAUGGAGACUCAACUAUCGCCUCAAACCAACGUCGCCCAAAACGAGCGUGUGUGAAAAGGACACAAGCUCAGUCAAUACAUUGAGGGCUAUGACGUCGGAAAUUAGAGCAGUGUUCCCAAAAAUGUCUUACAUUUGGUUCAGAGGUACUUGGAUGAGUAUAUCUAUGGGUUGUCAUCAGUGGUCUUGAGAAUCAAUGUCUGGGAAGCGUAUCUGAGUCAUGGAGGAGCAUAUAGGCUGGAGAAGUGUGGAGGCGAAGAAUAUCCUAUUAAAAUUUGCUUCAUGCCAAUGCGGAAAAGAAAAAGACAUUUAAUAUUUGUAUGCAAAUUUGAUUUGUGUUUUACAAGAGUACUAUUAUAAUUCUAUUUUUUUUGUUCUUUGGUUUAUUUUCUUUACUAUGUUCACAUGUACAAUUGUCAAUGUUAAUUAUAAUUGACGUAUUUGACA